CACCGCGGCCCCUCAGAGGGUGAAACGCCUAACCCGAAGAGGCGGCGGCGCUGGCGCGGUCGCCGUGUCCCGGCCGACCACCGAGGAGGCGAGUCCCAAGCCUUCUGCCAGGGGAGCCUCAGAGCGGACCCCCCGCCCUCCACACCAGAGAGGAGACCCCAGAAGAAGUUCAAGAAAUUGGCCGGGGCUGUCGCGAGUCGAAGACGCGAGGGGCUCUCGGUAACUCGCCCCUCCCUCGUCACGUGAUCACGUGGGGCGGAAAAAGGAAGCCUAAGGCUUCCUGGACGCCCGAACAGAAAUCUUCAGAAAUCCAUCCCAGCUCUUCGGUGACGGGAGCCAAUGACGCUGCCCAAACCUGGGGUCUACUACUUCCCCUGGGAGAUCAGUGCUGGCCAAGUUCCUGACGGGGGCGCCUUGAGGACGUUCGGCAGGUUGUGCCUCUACGACGUGGCCCAGUCCCGGGCGACCCUGAUGGCUCGACGUGGGUCUGAGCAGCACCAGGUGCUCGUCUGCACCAAGCUGGUGGAGCCAUUCCAGGCGCAGACGGGCUCCCUGUACAUGGUGCUUGGGGAGCUCGAGCACCAGGAGGACGGAGGUCCAGUGCUGAAGGCGCGAGUGCUGACUUGCGUGGAAGGAAUGAAUCUCGCCCUGUUAGAACAUGCCAUUGGAGAGCAGAGGACAUACCAGCAGGAGAGGGACAGCCGCCCGUAGCAACUGGUGGCUUCUGGGGACCCUCCCCCGACCCUGCGCCUGCGGUCAAGGCCACGGGAGAAGCCACAGCCGCGACAGAGGAGUCGGAGAAGAUGCAGGGACUUACCCCAGUGAUGGCCUUUUUCUGGAGCCGGAGAGAAGAGCGGGGAGAGCUUGUUAAUUGGAGAUUGUUCCAGAAACGCAGCCUGGAGAGGAGGCACCAAGGCCUGACACCCCUCCCCCAGGAGGGCACAGGAGCCGAGCCCUGGGCGCUGCGGGCUGUGGGACUCUAGGGAGGCACGGAGGGUUCCAGAAGGUCCUCGGAAUAAAGGC
Pteronotus mesoamericanus is the source of this 1023-nucleotide messenger RNA. It is a transcript of the gene TEN1, whose product is annotated as TEN1 subunit of CST complex. Gene Ontology annotation, biological process: negative regulation of telomere maintenance via telomerase. Bases 340 to 711 code for a protein of 123 amino acids. The transcript has 4 exons. NCBI's taxonomy places the organism in Eukaryota, Metazoa, Chordata, Mammalia, Chiroptera, Mormoopidae. Gene Ontology annotation, molecular function: telomeric repeat DNA binding; telomerase inhibitor activity; single-stranded DNA binding. Gene Ontology annotation, cellular component: CST complex. The record is from RefSeq and is a predicted model, not a curated record.